AUCAAACUAUCAAUAUUUUCCGAAUAUAUAAAAAUGAAGUAUAACUUAUUUUUAUUUUUUACAACUCUUGCAUUUUGUGUCGUCUCAAUAUACGAGGUACAAUGCACUCAUCCACCGUCUACUGACAUGGACACUAAAAAGCAACCUGCUGAAGCAGAUGAUGUUUCCAGUGAAGACGGAUCUGUAGACGAAGAAGAUGAUCUUGAUAAGGAUGAUGAAGAAGAUGAUGAUACAGUGGAAUAUACCAUACAAUCACAGGAGGUGUCUACUGGUCGUAAAAGGAUUGUACAAGCAUUGCAAUUUUGCCUCCAAAAGGGAGAUAUCACACCAGUGGAACUCAUAAACUGCGCCAGCGAUGUAUUGCAUGGUGGUAAUUUGAACCCCCCGACACAAUUCGAAAAGUGCGUUGGAGAAUUUAUUACUUCUACAGUAGGUGCCUGUACCCAAAAGCUUGCUGAAAUGAAAGGCAAAGAGGUUGAUUACACUGAGGUAUUUACGUGUCUGGCAGAAGCGAUACCAACGCUAAUCAUGUGUGUAAGGACGAGCGAUUCAAUUCCGCUAAAGAUAUAGAAUAGUUAUUAGGUCUCUAACGCGCGUUGCAACUCGGGGGUUAUCUGUGCCAUAAAACCACAGCGUUGCGUUGUAUCGGGCGAUAACAUAUUUUUUAAAAUAUCGCAAAC
Babesia bovis T2Bo is the source of this 680-nucleotide messenger RNA. RefSeq lists its product as uncharacterized. The coding region runs from base 34 to 570 and encodes 178 amino acids. The transcript has 2 exons. The record is from RefSeq and is a predicted model, not a curated record. NCBI's taxonomy places the organism in Eukaryota, Apicomplexa, Aconoidasida, Piroplasmida, Babesiidae.